CCAAUGGUCGCGAGGGAUUCGCGGCUAUUUCAUCUAGGUACAGCGGGCCGUUAGCAUCUUUAAUUGCGCAUAAGUGAAAAUUGUAAGUGAAAAAUUAGUGGGCAAUAAGGAUCAACGUCUUUUUGUGUCACAAUGGAAGGACAGCAACCACCUGGCGGAAGAGCCCGUGGUCGUGGUCGAAGUACCAGUAGACCUGAUAGAUCUCAGCCUCCUCAACAACAACAAGCAUGGGUGCGUCCAGGAGUACCUCCUCAACAAUCCGAGAGUUCAUAUGGGCCUCCUUCGAAAUACCAUCGUUCACAGACUUCAAGAGGCGUCGUCCGAACUCCAAUGCCACAUCAGUCAUCACAAGGGGAUCGCGCUCCAGGGCAACAGCAACAGCCAUCGACAUCAACUUCAGUUGGCGGGGGAGAUGCAGCAGCAACUCGAUCAAUGGGUAGAGGUGCUAUGAGAGGAAAUAAAAUGAUUGUUCCUGAAAUUUUCACUCGUCCUGAACAUACCAGAAACUCUAAAAAGGGAACUAUUGGUCAGCCAAUAAAUUUGGAAGCAAAUUUUUUCAAGAUUCUAAAUGCUCCAGAUUGGUGCUUAUUUCAGUAUCGAGUCGAUUUUGCUCCUGAAGAAGAUAGAAAUGCAGUACGUAAAGGUCUAUUACGUCUUCAUAAAGAUAGAUUAGGAACGUAUAUUUUUGAUGGUACAGUGAUGUACACUUGCAAUCGAUAUGCUAAUGUAUCCACAACUGAAUCAAUGAAGCUGACUUCUAAAAGAGAAUCGGAUGAUGCUACAAUUGAAAUUAGUGUUCGACUUGUCGGCGAAAUGUCCAAAGGAGAUCCUCACUAUCUUCAAUUAUAUAAUAUUUUGUUACGUCGUGGUUUGGAACAUUUACGUUUACAAUUGGUUGGAAGAAAUUACUUCGAUGCCAGAGCGAAGAUUGAAAUAAGAGAGUUCCGCCUGGAAUUGUGGCCUGGAUAUCAAACUUCUAUUCGUCAACAUGAACGAAAUAUUUUAAUGGGUGUUGAAAUCACAAGUAAAGUUAUGCGUCAAGAAACAUUAUUGGACAUUUUGAAUAAUGUUCGACAAAGAGUUGAUUCUGGAGAUUUACAGGCAGCUUGUCGUGCUGAAGUGAUCGGAUUAACAGUCCUAACUGAUUAUAAUAAUAACACUUACCGUGUAGAAGACAUUGAUUUCGGUCAUAAUCCACAAAGCUCUUUCAAAAUAACAAAAGGGGGUAAAGAAACUGAAACCACGUACAUCGAUUAUUAUAGACAAAAAUAUAAUAUUACUAUAAGAAAUAGAUCCCAGCCUCUUUUGAUCACUCGUCCAUCUAUCAGAGAUCGUCGAGCUGGUAAAGAUAAAGAUCAAGAUAUAUGUUUAAUUCCUGAACUAUGUAGAGCUACAGGCUUAACCGAUUCUAUGAGAAGUGAUUAUAAACUAAUGGCUGCUCUUGGAGAACAUACAAGACUUAAACCAAAUGGUCGGAUUGAUAGACUUAUGGCAUUUAAUCGUCGUCUCCUUGCACAACCAGAAGUAGUUAAAGAAUUCGAUCAGUGGCAGUUGAGAUUAGACACCCAGCUGGUACAAGUACCAGCAAGAGUAUUACCAAUUGAAAAUAUGUUAUUUGCCAACAAAAAUGAAAGUGCUGGAAGACAAGUGGAAUGGGGACGAUGCCUUCAAAAAGCUAAACAUAUUGUUAGUACUAGAAUGUCGGAUUGGGUGUUGGUGUUUCCAAAUAGAAUCCGCCGCGAUGCUGAUACAUUUUUCCAUAACAUUAUGGAAGUCGCUCGCGGAAUGCAAUUCAGUGUUAAUCAGCCUGUGAUGCGCGAAUUGCGAGGUGAUGGUGCUCGGGAUUAUGUCGAAGAACUCGAGUCAAUAAUGAGACAAAAAAAUCCGCAACUUGUUUGUUGCAUUGCACCUAGACAACGAGCAGAUGUAUAUGCAGCUAUUAAACAAAAAUGUUGUGUAGAUCGACCAGUUCCCAGUCAAGUUGUGCUGUCAAAAAAUAUUUCUUCUAAAAUUUCUAUGUCAGUUGCCACAAAAAUAGCUGUUCAAAUGAGCUGUAAAAUUGGAGGAGCUCCAUGGUCCUUGCAUUUUGGAUUUAAAAAUUUGGAAGGCGGUAUUAUGAUUGUUGGAUUUGAUGUUUGUCAUGAUCCAAAUCGACGUGGAACUGAUUAUGGAGCCAUGGUUGCUUCAUUGGACCCUGGUAUGAGUCGCUACUUUUCAGCUGUGACUGCACAUAAAAAUAAUGAAGAAUUGACCAACGAAUUUACUUCAAACAUGAUUAAAGCAAUUCGUAAAUAUGCCGAACUAAAUAGUAAUACAUUCCCAGCUCGAAUUAUAAUAUAUCGCGAUGGUGUUGGAGAUGGACAAAUACCAUAUGUCGUAGAUCACGAACUUAAACAUUUACGAGAACAUCUCGAUAAAUUUUAUGCUCAAAAUCCAGUGAAAAUGGCGUUCAUCAUUGUAACCAAGAGAAUUAACGUUCGAUUGUUCUUAAACAAACGAGAUAAUCCACCACCAGGUACUGUCGUUGAUGACGUUAUUACUAAUCCUUCUCGAUAUGAUUUCUUCCUGGUUUCACAAUUUGUCAGAAAUGGAUCUGUAUCACCUUCUGCAUAUAAUGUUAUUUAUGAUACUGUAGGAUUUGAUGUAUCAGCUAUUCAACAGUUGACAUAUAGAUUAACUCAUAUGUACUUUAAUUAUUGUUCAACAAUUAGAGUACCUGCUCCUUGCCAGUAUGCUCAUAAACUGGCAUUCUUAGUGGCUCAAUCUAUUCAUAAAUCACCCAGUAGCCAUCUGGAAAAUUUACUUUACUUUUUGUAAUAUUUCAACUUAUUGAAAAAUUUAUUUUUUUAUUUUUCUUGAAAAAAAAUAUUUUUUUAUUUUAUUUCUAAAAAAGUUGGGAAAAAUUUUAUAGAAAAACGUACAUUGUUUUCAACUAAUAUUUUAUAAUUUUUUUAAUACGUACUAAGUACUCAAAAUUUUGAGGUUUAUUUUUUAUGAAUUAAGUAAGUUG
Molecule: messenger RNA, 3010 nt
Organism: Chelonus insularis
Lineage: Eukaryota; Metazoa; Arthropoda; Insecta; Hymenoptera; Braconidae
Gene: aub
Product: aubergine
Exons: 11
Coding region: 133-2817 (894 amino acids)
Biological process (GO): regulatory ncRNA-mediated gene silencing
Cellular component (GO): P granule
Molecular function (GO): piRNA binding; protein binding; RNA endonuclease activity
Source: RefSeq, a predicted model, not a curated record